UUGCCCAAUUCGGAAACCCUGAAUUUAGCGCCAGAACGCUCGUUGAGCACCGCAUCGCUAGAAGAUGUCUUAGCCUCACUAUUAGGACUGCCAUCGUCGUCAGCGUCAAGUGGUGGAGUGCAGGGCGUGAACGUAGGCGCUGGUGCGGGUGCAGGUGCGAGUGCGAGUGCAGGCGCUAGCGUCGGCGUCGGCGUCAACGUCAGCGCGGGCCCAUCCUCCACAAGUGAUCCAUACGCUAGGUCCACGACGACAGGCGAUUCAGCUAGUCAGUCCCUGGUCACAUUUCGUCAUAUGCCGCAGCAGCAACAGCCGGCACAAAACCCCCAGUCCCAGUCACAACUACAACAGUCCCAACAGCAACUACUACUGCAAUUACAGGCUGAGCAGCAACGCUUGCGCCGCCGCAGUGAGGGCGAUGCACCGCAACAACAAAAACAACAGCAACCACAACUCUACAACCAAAAUGCCAAAACCAACUCGACAGCCAAUAACAUGCACACCAACGCUGGCAACUUCCAAGAUAACAGCAACACGCCCGCUAUCGAUGGAGGCGGAGCUGGCGGAGGUGGCAGCUGUGUCAUCGGCACCGGGAACGCCACACAGCCGACGCGCCGUGUCUCGCUCGGCGACAGUUCCGAGUCCAAUAACAAGACCACAUCCGAAUUGCAGAUCAAGUGCCGCAACACCAAGUGCGAUCGUAGCGCCACGCCCGCGGACGCCAAAAAGUAUUACAAGUCAUGCCACAAUUGUACCCAUUUAUAUUGUUCGCGUGAAUGUCGACGCGCCCACUGGGAGAAGCACCGCAAGGCGUGUCUGCACUCACGUGCGUCGAAUUUGUGCCGCCAAGUGUUAGCCACCUGCAAGGACGAUGUAGAUUCGCAGCGCCAUCUCAGUCUGCUGGCACGUAAGGGCUCCCUGUCGCAGGGUCGCGGCGUUGUGCGGGUGCUCUUCCGUUCCGCCGAGGCGGCUGAGAGUUUCAUCAAGCACGGCUUUCAGUGUAUGGGCGAGGCGUCCUAUGUGCGUUGGCCCGAUCUGAUGCCCGCCGAAAUGGGUCUCGAGCUGUACUCGGAGUUGCUCAAGCUAAGCACCGAAUACAAGCCAGACUCGAAGAUGCUCAUCUAUGUGGCCAUAUGUGUGGUGAGCGAAGCGCCGGGCAUGGGACAGGCGCCAGUACGCUGGGAACGCCAGCUGGUCUCGCGUUGUGCCAAACUGAAACUCUGCAAGAGCAUCCUAGCCGAGCUGGAGCAACAGCAACAGGCCCUCCAACAGCAACAGCCACCGCUGACAGUUGUCGCUGUACCGGAACCCACCACCGAGAUACUUAUACUCACAUUUAAUCCGAACUUGCGCUCGAAUGCCAAUCAAGGCGAACUCAUACUCUCCAACAUACUGGAUAUAUUAUCUCGGCGUGGUGUAUUGCUGCGUAAACAUUAUCCGGAGAUUUAUCAGCGGCUACAAACCUACACCGAUGGACAAACGGAGAAAUUCAAUCCGGUAACAUUGCAUCCGCGCGACUCACAGACAGGCAAGAGCUUCGUUUGCAUUAUUAUGCCAGUGCAUUCAUCUGACAAUGAUGUCAUCAAGUUGCCAUCUGCCUCGGAUGGCGGCAAUCGUGUGACCACCAUCGAUGUGGGUUCGCCGGCAGCUUUGGCGCAACUUGACGAUGAUGAGCUGCUUACGCGUUCCUCGAGUUGAUUUUUAAAAAGCAAUGGUCGAGGCAGUACGAAGAAACGCUCUUCGUCGGCGGGCGCUGCCAAUUCGACGGCGUCGGAUCUGUUAUUACUGACAGCGUCAGCGGAUGUUGCCGCCGGCUCGUUGACGUUGGAGAGCACGCGUAUGUAAGGAUUGAGGAACUAUGAAAGCUACGAUUUUAGCAACUAAGUACGCAGCUUGAAUAGGGUUUAAGAAAGUUAUUAAUUAUAAAAACAUACACACGUGAAUAGAUACAUAUAAACUUGUAAUCAUUCACUCUUAUUGCCUGAAAUGCAUACGGUCAAAAUAAGCUUCCCCUAUACGCAACAAUUGAAGAAACGCAUACUCGUAUAUACAUACAUACAUAUGUAAUCACAUGGAACACACUUGAAAGCUUAAAAACAUACAUACAUAACAACUCGAUCGCGAAUACGCAAAAAAUUCUUCCAUGGUUCGCUUAAAUCAUUCUCGUCUUCGGAAGUCACUUUUUGCUAAAUUUUCCUAAAUCCAUUUUAUCUUAACAUACACGUGCAUACAUAAGUAUAUACCGAUGUAAAUGACCGUAGCCUAUACAUACAUACAUACACUGCCGGCAAAAAG
Messenger RNA from Rhagoletis zephyria (snowberry fruit fly), 2292 nucleotides. RefSeq lists its product as uncharacterized. Lineage: Eukaryota; Metazoa; Arthropoda; Insecta; Diptera; Tephritidae. Gene Ontology annotation, biological process: cell-cell junction organization. The record is from RefSeq and is a predicted model, not a curated record. Gene Ontology annotation, cellular component: plasma membrane; apical junction complex.